Molecule: messenger RNA, 1003 nt
Organism: Salpingoeca rosetta
Lineage: Eukaryota; Choanoflagellata; Craspedida; Salpingoecidae
Exons: 8
Coding region: 43-957 (304 amino acids)
Source: RefSeq, a predicted model, not a curated record
GCAAACACCACCGACCAAUCAAAGGAAGGAACAACAACGAGCAUGUGGUUGCGGCGUGUUGCUCUGGCGUGUGGUGAUGGUGGUAGUGUUGGUCGUGUUGGUGGGUUGAGGCUGCGAGGCGCGGUAGCGCGGUUGUCGGUGACAAGCCGCGUUGGCACGAAAGCGUCCUCUUCCGACGCCGAGCAGAAGAAAGCCUGGAAGGCGGACGCCAUCCGCCAGCAGAUGGCCCAGCAUGCAACAGACACAUCUAGCAUGACUGUCGUGCAGGGCAAGCCAGGCGUGUGCGUGCUCGGCAGGCCUGUUGGACCGCUCGCCAUGAACCAGUAUCUCGUGUUCUGCGAGGACACGAAGGAAGCUGCCAUUGUGGACUCUGGCACGGACACCAUGCCAGACUUUCUCGACAUCAUCAAGAACGAACAACUGGACGUCAAGUAUUUGUUGCAGACGCAUGCGCAUCCCGACCACGUAGCAGGUCUCGCCGUCACCAAGCGCCAGUUCCCAGCUGCCAAGGUUGUCAUGCACGAGAAGGAGCUUCCUGUUGCAGCUGCGGCCCCACAGUUUGGACAAGCAUUUGGGCUCUCGAUCGAGCCUCUGCCUGAGCCAGAUUUGCUACUUGAUGACAACGCGACCAUCACCAUUGGCAAUCUCACAUUCCGUGCUUUGCACACACCAGGCCACUGCCCAGGCCAUCUGUGCUUCUACGAAGAGGAGAAAGGAAUUCUCUUCAGCGGAGACCUCCUCUUCAAGGGAACAGUCGGCAGGACAGACUUGCCCGGUUCAGCGCAGGCGGAUAUGAAGGCAAGUCUGCAGCGUCUCGUGGAGGUGGUGCGGUCGUCCGAUAUCGAUGAGAGCGAUACACACAUCUUCCCGGGCCACAUGGAGCCAACCACCAUGCGCUUUGAGCUGCGCGUCAAUCCCUUUCUGCAGAUGAUGAAGCGGGCUGCCAGGAAACAGUAGCCUGCCAACACAUGCAACACAUGCAAUAGUGUCCAGCCCACAAUGG